UCCGGGGUGGGGACCAUGAGGCGCAGCCUGAAGAGGAUGCUGCGCACUGCGGGGAAGAAGGAGCCCCAGGGCGUGGUCUACCAGGGCGUGGAGGACGACAUGGGCGACUCCAAGGACUCCUUUAAGGUGGUUUUUGAAGGAAAUGCAAAUGAAUUACAAAGCUGUCUGAAGAAACCAAAGAAGCUACCCAAAUAUGAUGUGAACGCCUCCCCUUUGCAUUAUGCCGCAGAAGAAGGUGACAUUGGGCUGAUGGAGAUGAUCAUCAGUGACUCCUCUUGUGAAGUGCUCAGUGUGAUGGACGAUGAUGGAAACACCCCUCUGCACCGGGCUGCAGAAAAAAACCAGGCUGAAAGUGUUAGAUUUCUUCUCAGCAAAGGAGCCGACCCAAACCUCCAAAACAACAGCAUGAUGGCACCCCUCCACCUGGCUGUGCAGGGCAUGCACAACGAGGUGGUGCAGGUCUUGAUUGAGCACAGUGGUACAAAUAUUAAUUUGGAAGGAGAAAAUGGAAACACAGCUGUGAUAAUCGCGUGCUCCAGAGAUAACAGUGAGGCUCUGCAGAUGUUGUUAAGAAAUGGAGCUAAACCAUGUAAAUCAAAUAAAUGGGGAUGUUUUCCUAUUCACCAGGCUGCCUUUUCAGGAGCCAAAAAAUGCAUGGAAAUAAUAUUAAAGUUUGGCGAAGAAAAUGGAUAUAACAGACAGGCGCAUAUUAACUUUGUGAAUAACGGGAAAGCCAGCCCUCUCCACAUGGCCGUUCAGAGUGGUGACUUGGGCAUGAUUAAAAUGUGCCUAGACAACGGUGCCCAGGUAGAGCUGAUGGAGAACGGGAAGUGCACAGCCCUUCAUUUUGCUGCCACCCAAGGGGCCACUGAGAUUGUAAAACUGAUGAUAAACUCCUACUCUGGUAGCAGCGAUAUUGUCAACGCAGUGGACGGAAACCAGGAGACGCCGCUGCACAGGGCCUCAUUAUUUGAUCACCAUGAACUAGCAGAGUACUUAAUUUCAGUGGGAGCAGAUAUUAAUAGCACUGAUUCUGAAGGACGCUCUCCCCUGUUACUAGCGACGGCUUCGGCAUCUUGGAAUAUUGUAAAUCUGCUCCUCUCUAAAGGUGCCCAAGUAGACAUAAAAGAUAAUCUUGGACGUAAUUUCUUGCAUUUGACUGUACAGCAACCUUAUGGAUUAAGAAAUUUGCAACCUGAGUUUAUGCAGAUGCAACACAUUAAAGAGCUGGUAAUGGAUGAAGACAACGAUGGGUGUACUCCUCUACAUUACGCAUGUAGACAGGGGGUCCCUGUCUCUGUAAAUAACCUACUUGGCUUUAAUGUGUCCCUUAAUUCCAAAAGCAAAGAUAAACAAUCACCCCUACAUUUUGCAGCCAGUUAUGGGCGCAUCAAUACCUGUCAGAGGCUCCUGCGAGACAUGAGCGAUACAAGGCUUCUGAAUGAAGGUGACCUUCAUGGAAUGACUCCUCUCCACCUGGCUGCAAAAAAUGGGCAUGAUAAAGUUGUCCAACUUCUUCUGAAAAAAGGUGCCUUAUUUCUCAGUGACCACAGUGGCUGGACUGCUUUGCAUCACGCUUCCUUGGGCGGGUACACCCAGACCAUGAAGGUCAUUCUUGACACUAAUUUGAGGUGCACAACCGAUCAGGUUGACGAAGAUGGGAACACAGCGCUGCACUUGGCUGCAAGGGAAGGCCACGCCAAGGCUGCCGCCCUCCUCCUGAGCUACGACGCGGACAUCCUCCUGAACCGGCAGCAGGCCUCCUUUCUGCACCUGGCCAUUCACAACAAGAGGAAGGAGGUGGUUCUUAUGACCAUCAGGAACAGAAGAUGGGAAGAAUGUCUUAGGGUUUUUAGUCAUAAUUCUCCAAGCAACAAAUGUCCAGUCAUGGAAAUGGUAGAAUACCUCCCCGAAUGCAUGAAAGUGCUUUUAGAUUGCUGCAUGAUGCCCUCCACGGAAGACAAGUCCUGCCGAGACUACCAUAUCGAGUAUAACUUCAGAUAUCUUCAAUGUCCGUUAGAAUUCACGAAGAAAAAUGCACAGGAUGUUACAUAUGAGCCUCUCACAACCAUCAAUACAAUGGUACACCAUAACCGCAUAGAGCUUCUCAACCAUCCUGUGUGCAAAGAAUAUUUACUUAUGAAAUGGUUGGCUUAUGGGUUUAGAGCCCAUAUUAUGAACCUAGGAUCUUAUUGCCUUGGUCUCCUGCCUAUGACCUUUCUUGUUGUCAAUAUAAAGCCAGGUAUGGCUUUCAACUCAACUGGAAUCAUCAAUGAAACUAGUGAUCGUUUAGAAAUAUUAGACACCAAGGAUUCAUAUUCUAUAAAAGUUUGUAUGAUUUUAGUUUUUUUAUCAAGCUUAUUUGGAUAUUGCAAAGAACUGGUCCAAAUUUUCCAACAGAAAAGGAAUUACUUAUUGGAUCAGAGCAAUGGAACUGAAUGGGUUAUCUACACAACGAGCAUCAUUUUCGUGUCGCCCUUGUUUAUUGGAAUACCAGCUCACGUGCAGUGGCAAUGUGGAGCAAUUGCCAUUUACUUCUAUUGGAUGAACUUCUUAAUGUAUCUUCAGAGAUUUGAGAACUGUGGGAUUUUCAUCGUUAUGUUGGAGGUAAUUAUGAAGACUUUGUUAAGAUCCACAGUCGUGUUUAUCUUCCUCCUUUUGGCCUUUGGACUCAGCUUUUAUGUCCUCUUGAAUAUACAGGAUGCUUUCAGCACUCCAUUGCUUUCCAUAAUCCAGACCUUCAGCAUGAUGCUAGGAGACAUUAAUUAUCGCGAUGCCUUCCUGGAGCCGUUUCUGAGAAAUGAACUGGCAUAUCCACUUCUGUCCUUUAUACAGCUCAUUACCUUCACAAUGUUUGUCCCAAUCGUCCUCAUGAAUUUACUUAUUGGUUUGGCAGUCGGGGACAUUGCCGAGGUCCAGAAGCACGCCCUGCUGAAGAGGAUUGCCAUGCAGGUGGAACUCCAUACCAACUUAGAGAAGAAGCUGCCUCUCUGGUUCUUACGCAAAGUGGAUCAGAAGUCCAUCGUCGUCUAUCCCAACAGAGCCAGAUACAGCCGAGGGUUGCUGUGCAUAUUUCAUCAACUUUUUUGCACCCAAGAAGUAAGACAAGAAAUACCAAAUGCGGAUACAGCUUUAGAAGUAGAAAUAUUGAAGCAGAAAUACCGGCUGAAGGACGUGACUUCUCUUCUGGAAAAACAGCACGAGCUUAUUAAACUCAUCAUUCAGAAGAUGGAAAUCAUCUCGGAGACAGAGGAUGAAGAUAACCAUAGUUCUUUCCAAGACCGGUAUAAGAGAGAGCAGCUGGAGCAAAGGAAUAGCAAGUGGAAUUCUGUGCUGAAAGCAGUGAGGGCCCAAACGCAGAACCCUUAGCAGGAGUCACCCUUAGCAGUGGGCUUCCUGCGUGUGCAUCUCCUGCAUGUUAACACACAUGCACAGAUACACACACUGAUCUCCAGUGUGGAGAGAGGAUAAAGCAGAAAGCUGAUUCUGUUUUUCUCCCUCUGAAACCGCAUCCUGUGUAGAAGUAAACUAUCUCCUUCUAAUCACAUUUCCUGCCAGUCCCUCUGCAUUGGGAAUAUCCUUGCUGAUAUGUUCAAGUUGGACUUUACCUCUCACUAUUUGAAUGGGUGGAAAGUGAUUUGCUAGAACAUGCAUUUUUGAUGAUAAGGAGUAAUAAAUGUAACUGUUGAGCUAGAAUGCAAAUGUCAA
Messenger RNA from Eptesicus fuscus (big brown bat), 3708 nucleotides. It is a transcript of the gene TRPA1, whose product is annotated as transient receptor potential cation channel subfamily A member 1. The coding region runs from base 16 to 3369 and encodes 1117 amino acids. Gene Ontology annotation, molecular function: monoatomic ion channel activity; protein binding. The record is from RefSeq and is a predicted model, not a curated record. Lineage: Eukaryota; Metazoa; Chordata; Mammalia; Chiroptera; Vespertilionidae. The transcript is spliced from 27 exons. Gene Ontology annotation, biological process: monoatomic ion transport; transmembrane transport. Gene Ontology annotation, cellular component: membrane.